AUGGCACUUUACUGGAUCAGGCUAGCUAUUGCUAUCUGUCUCAUCACCCCCAGUUUGUGUUUGAACCCAGGAACCCAGACAGCUAGAUCCCGUCUCUUUGACCACGACCUCUCGGCUACGGAUAACUUACAGUCCUGGGAAGACUGGCAGGCAAAGCGCAACCUUGACGGUCACCACUGGGACGUUGGUCAGCUACCUCCUGGUACCUUCCAGAACUGGAAUGAGUGGUUCGCCAAGAGAGGAUUAGCCAUCCCUUCUGGCGCUGAUAACUUCGGGUUGUUCGAUAAAUCCAGGCUCCAGGAAUGGCAGGACUGGAUGGCCAAGCGAGGUCUCGGAACCAAAACUCCAUUUACAGGCUUUAGUGAUCUGGACAAAGGGCAGUUCCAGCAGUGGAAUGACUGGAUCUCCAAGCGAUUUUAUGACGUUGGCGGUGCUGGUUUCGGCCACGGACCUAGUACAAAUACAGGCCUUCAGAACUGGGAAGACGUCGUGAAGAGACAGAACUUUAUAUCUCCUUCAUCUGAUUUCAGAGGCUCGGGCAAGGCUUACUUCCAGGAUUGGCAAGACUGGGUCAAACGUAUGGGGCCUGACAAAGCAUACGCACUUAACGGCUAUCCGUCUGCCAAAAGCGAUCGCUUCAUUAAGCGUCAGUUGGGAUUCAGUCCUGAAAGAUUCGGUUCCUUCAGCCGCUACUUCACAGACGGAUUACAGGACUGGAGAUCCACCUUCAAAGGAAUGAAACGCGACAAAAACAAGACAGAACAAAAGUCAGAGCAACAAUAA
This is a messenger RNA of Candidula unifasciata, 783 nucleotides long. NCBI's taxonomy places the organism in Eukaryota, Metazoa, Mollusca, Gastropoda, Stylommatophora, Geomitridae. The record is from the annotation of a GenBank genome assembly.